UACCACACAGAAGACUUAACUCUGUCUUCUAGCAUGGGAACCCUCUGGCACUUACAGUACACUUUAAUUUUAUUCUGUAUUUCAGUGCUGACUACCACAGGGAUCAAGCAAAGACCAACUGGUGGCUUGAGAACAUGGGAUCCUGAAACAGCUUACCUCACCAGAUGUGAUUUUAACAACAACUCAAGACCAUUUUGUGACUGGACCCAGCCUUGCAAUGUCAACCAGGGAUUGUGGAUUCGAACCAAGCACGACACUCCGACUGAUGAAACAGGUCCUGAUGGAGACUAUCCUGAUGGAAAAGGCUAUUUCAUCUACCAAGAAGCAAGUAAUCUGAUCCCAUUCGACACCAACAGGCUUGAGAGCCCAGAUAUUCUAGUUUCUGACAAAAUAUGCGUAGACUUCUGGUACUACAUGUAUGGGUCAGAAGACAUGAAUGAGCUGAGAGUGCUUAUCCAAGACAGCAAAGGGGAGUCCAUGGUGUGGAGUCGUAAGGGAAACCAGAGUUCCAUGUGGAAAUAUGGUGCCAUCACUCAUCAUUUUCCAACACAGAGAAAGAUAAAGGUAAUUUUUGAGGCUGUUCGAGGACUGACCGAAUAUGGGGACACAGCCCUGGACAAUGUGAGAGUAAGGGAUGGAUCCUGUGAAGCUGUCCCUACCUCUGUACCACCAACACCGACACCAACAGGAUCUACACCACCUCCAGUGAAAGAAGCAAUUUGCAGUAUCUAUGGGGAUCCUCACUAUUACACGUUCGACAAGCAGCGUCACGACUUCAUGGGCACCUGCACCUACACCCUCUCCAAGCUGUGUGAGAGCAACAGCUCCCUGCCCUCCUUCAACGUGGAGGCAGCCAACGAGCACAGGGGAGGCAACACGCGCGUGUCCUACCUGCGACACGUGGACAUAGAUGUGCAUGGCUACAGGAUCAAUCUGGGUAAAAACAGAGCUGUUAAGGUUGAUGGAGUCAGCCAGGUGCUCCCUCUGACCUUGCCGCAGGGUGUCAGUGUUGCCUUCAGUGGGCAGUAUGUCGUGGUUACUACUGAGUUUGGGCUGAAUGUCAAGUUUGAUGGAAAUCACAGAGCAGAAAUCACUCUACCCAGUACCUAUACGUCUAAGGUCUGCGGAAUUUGUGGAAAUUAUAAUGGGCACAAAGCGGAUGACUUUCUUAACCCAGAUGGAGAGAUGGAAACAAACUCGUCCAGUCUUGGCAACAGUUGGCAGGUUUACAAUGACUCCAGAUGCUUGCCAGAUUAUGGCCAUACUCCAAAUUGCACUGCUGAGGAGAAACAUAUGAUCCAAAGCAAUAAAUAUUGUGGUCUGAUCACAGAUCCAAAUGGUCCAUUCCAGAAUUGCCACUCAGUAGUUGAUCCACAAAGUUAUUCUGAAGCCUGCCAGUACGAUCUCUGUGAACUUCAUCUGAACAGUGCAGCCCUCUGUGGAAACCUGCAGGCUUAUGCAGAUGUGUGCCAAGCUGCAGGAGUCCAGCUGACACCUUGGAGAAAUGCAACCUUUUGCC
This is a messenger RNA of Merops nubicus (carmine bee-eater), 1519 nucleotides long. Its product is annotated as zonadhesin-like. Gene Ontology annotation, cellular component: extracellular matrix; membrane. The transcript is spliced from 9 exons. The record is from RefSeq and is a predicted model, not a curated record. The annotation marks the transcript as partial. Lineage: Eukaryota; Metazoa; Chordata; Aves; Coraciiformes; Meropidae.